GCGUGAACCAUAGUCGUGUACUCGGCAUAGGUACAUAUAAUAUUAUAUAAAUACGGUCGCCGUAUGAAGUUCAGCUCGCACAAGUAUCGUGCAUCACGUGUAGUCUAUACGUAUCAGUGCGAUAUAAUACUAAUAAAAAGUGUUUGGAAUCGUAUUGAUAUUAUUUUAUGUAUUUUUAUAAAAUAUAUUACUGUGCAUUGAAGUUGUCGGCGAGUUUUUGUCACUAUAUCGUCGACGGGCCGAGAACAUUUUUUAAAUAUCAGAAGAUGAAUUCGCAGCACGCGACGUCGAUCUUCGUAUUGGUCUGCUGCUACGGCGGAGUCGGUCGUACCGUUCGGGCAAGCAUCGUCGACGGACACUACUACGGUCCUUAUAACCAUCGAAUUGGCGGAGGUUACUUAUACGGCACCGCAGGCGCUUACCACCGAGGACCUCAUCAACAGUAUCGAAAUAUCGGCCUGAUCGGCGGUAGUGGCGUUGGCGGUUCUCGUCUGUCGCUUACGAAGUUGCCCGCCGCCUCGGCUGCAAUCGCAACGACCGCCACCGUAGCAAUGCCCCGACACAAUUAUUAUAACCGCAGUUUACGCCCUUACGAAAACGUCAUAAUCCCGAUGUCUCCGUAUUACUGGUCGCCACCGAGAUCAGGACUGCUGCACCGCGGUAAUGACCAUUACCGCGGUCGCGGGAGUGUUUCUGUCAUCGGAAAACACCAACAGCAGCUAUUCGGCGGGUUGAUCCCCAAGAAAACUCGAAAGAUCGUCAUCGGUGGGCCCGGCGGACACGUCUCUCAGUCGUUCGUCGGACCUCAUACUUGUUACGGCACGGUCGGCGGAAUUUACCAUUGAACAUUGACGAGCGACGGCUUUUUGAAUCCGCUUGAAUCCGAAUUUCGCACCGAUUUAUAAAUCAAUAGUAUC
This is a messenger RNA of Rhopalosiphum padi (bird cherry-oat aphid), 917 nucleotides long. RefSeq lists its product as uncharacterized. The coding region runs from base 168 to 845 and encodes 225 amino acids. The record is from RefSeq and is a predicted model, not a curated record. The transcript is spliced from 3 exons. NCBI's taxonomy places the organism in Eukaryota, Metazoa, Arthropoda, Insecta, Hemiptera, Aphididae.